UCGCAAGGCAAAGUGAAAACAGUCUUCGAGUGAGUUCAUAAUCGAUUGUUCAUGAUAUUUUUCACCGCGUUCAUUGCGUAUCGCCGGAAAGUGUUGUGCAAAUUCUACAGCAUAGAUCGUUUUUAUUUGAAUUGCGUUUCAUUUUGGUACACCCACGAUUACCUAAUAGGCAGAAUGUGAAUAGUGAAUGAUUGUGGUCGAAUGGAAAAAUUUUCACCUUCCUCGACAGUUUUGUGUCAGUGUCAGUAAAAGGAUAGACUAUAGAGAAGCCAAGCAAAAUACGAAUCGAAGAAGGCGUUGUCACAUUCGCGUGUUGCUUCCUGCCUCUAAAUACGAUACUGAUUGUUCAUCAAUCAUUGUUUGUAAUCCAUUGUCUAUCAGUUUUGGAUUGUGUUUGAAACGUCUGCCAAACGUAAAAAUAUCUUUUUAAAGUGUUUAGUAUUUGGUGAAUAUUUAGUCUCAAAUCGAAUACGACAGACGAACUGGGAUAGAGAAAAGAGGUACACCCUUCUCUCUUUCUCUCUGGCUAAUCGAAACCUACUGACAAAAACAACAGUCAUUAAUCCGCGCAGUCCUUCCCGUUCUCUCGUGUACUGUUUGUAUCUCAUUCUCUUUUUCUCGUGUGUGUGUGUUCAUUUGUACCACCGAAAAAAUAAAAUAGGCAAAAGUACAACGAAAAUAUUAAAGGUGUUCCGCUCUUGCAUGUGUGGUGUACGGUAUUAAAGUAAUGUGGUGUUUUUCAUGCGUCUCUGCUCCAACUAAUUCAGAACCAAUGGCAGCCAUCCGCAAGAAGCUUGUGAUCGUCGGCGACGGUGCUUGCGGUAAGACAUGUUUGCUUAUCGUAUUCAGUAAGGAUCAGUUCCCGGAGGUCUAUGUGCCGACCGUGUUCGAGAACUACGUGGCCGACAUCGAAGUUGACGGAAAACAGGUCGAGCUAGCGUUAUGGGACACGGCAGGUCAGGAGGAUUACGACCGGCUCAGGCCGCUGAGCUACCCAGAUACCGACGUUAUACUAAUGUGCUUCUCCGUCGAUUCGCCUGAUUCACUGGAAAAUAUACCCGAAAAAUGGACCCCUGAGGUUAAACAUUUUUGUCCAAACGUACCCAUUAUUUUAGUUGGCAACAAAAAAGAUCUCAGAAAUGAUCCCCACACAAUUAAGGAAUUGGCCAAAAUGAAACAGGAGCCAGUGAAGCCACAGGAAGGACGUGCAAUGGCUGAGAAAAUAAAUGCAUUUGCUUAUUUGGAGUGCUCGGCCAAAUCGAAAGAGGGCGUACGCGAGGUAUUCGAAACUGCCACCAGGGCUGCGUUACAGGUCAAAAAGAAGAAGAAGAGUAAAUGUGUUUUGCUCUAAAAGAGCAAACGUAACCGCUUACCGGAUGAAACAUGCAACAAAGCAACCUACACACACAGACACGCAUACACGCCACACGUUUCGCGGAGAGGAAGGGAAGUGUUAGGGAAAGCGCGCAGGAUAAGCAAACUGCUGGAAAGAGGAAACCAACUACUAAGAAACGAGUCUAUCUCUACCGUACAAUAGUAAAUCAACAACAUACACACUCUCAUUACGCGAGGGAAAGAAAUCACGAACAGAGCUAAAGUGAGCAUCAUUUUUUUUCCAAUUCAACUUAUCGAAAAGUAAAACAAACAAAAAAAAUCGUCAGAUAAUCCGGUAUUCUUUCCUCUCCAAACUUUUUUAUUACUUGUCGCGCGGGCAUCUAUUAGAUGUGUUUUUAUUACUAAUUAAUAAUGAUAAAACUCCUAUUAUUAUACUUUAGAAUACAUGAAACAAAGAUUAUUUGGAAGGAAGUGAAAAACAUGUUGAAGAUAACAGUCUAAAUAAAAGGCUAGAUUUUUAAACAAACACA
This is a messenger RNA of Malaya genurostris, 1865 nucleotides long. It is a transcript of the gene Rho1, whose product is annotated as ras-like GTP-binding protein Rho1. Gene Ontology annotation, biological process: small GTPase-mediated signal transduction; cell migration. Lineage: Eukaryota; Metazoa; Arthropoda; Insecta; Diptera; Culicidae. The record is from RefSeq and is a predicted model, not a curated record. Gene Ontology annotation, molecular function: GTP binding; GTPase activity. The coding region runs from base 728 to 1351 and encodes 207 amino acids. The transcript has 5 exons.